Benincasa hispida (wax gourd) is the source of this 935-nucleotide messenger RNA. Its product is annotated as arabinogalactan protein 22-like. NCBI's taxonomy places the organism in Eukaryota, Viridiplantae, Streptophyta, Magnoliopsida, Cucurbitales, Cucurbitaceae. The record is from RefSeq and is a predicted model, not a curated record.
UCAAUAGCUAUAUCCCCAUCGAAUUAAAAAAAAAAGAAAAAAAUGUAAUAACUUAACAUGGUAAUGAUAACCAAAAGGAAAUAAUAAAAAUAAGAAAAACCUAACCCUUUAAAACGGCAGUCCGUCCCCCAUCGCUUGACUGCCUCUGUUUCCGUUUCAGAGAUUUCCUUCAAUCGUCUUCUUCAUUUCUUCAUUCGAGGAGGGAAAGGGAGAUUCCUUUCUCUCUCUCUCCGCGACCCUCUUGAAGCCAUUGGAAGAAGAAGGUCCUGAAAGCUUCUUGAUCUCACAGACCCAUCGCCGAGAGAGAUCGACCCUUGCUACUCCAUUUCUUGCCAUUCUUCCCCCGAAUAAAGCAGAGGAGAAAUUUACCCACCACCAUUCUGACUCCAAUGGCGGUUUCUACGGCCUCUUUUGGAUUUUUGGCUGCCGCCGCCCUCAUCUUUGCCAUCUUCUUGCCGGUUGCUCAGCCUCAUUCCUUGGCUCCGGCACCCGCUCCCACCAGCGACGGGACAUCCAUAGACCAAGGGAUAGCUUAUGUGUUGAUGAUGGUGGCAUUGGCACUGACAUAUCUCAUCCACAAUGCUGAUUUAUCCAACACCUUCUAAAAAGAUUGUAUGAUCAAGCAUUUGUAGAACCUCUUUGAUCAAAGGGGAAGGGAAUUUAGUUAGAAAUGCAAAUGGGUUUUUGAGGGAAUUUGAUUCUUUUUUGCAUAUUGUAGUUCCUUUUGAACCUCUUUUGAUCAAAGGAAAAGGGAAUUUAGUUAGAAAUGCAAAUGGGUUUUGAGGGAUUUUAUUAUUUUUUUAGUAGUUGCUUUGGGUGUUUCUGUUUUGGUCUUAUUUAUGAUGCUGAAUGAGUCUGUUGGUGUGGUCUUGUAUUGCUAUGUACAGUGUCCUGAUUUGGAAUGAGAUUUAUUGGGUUAUCCCUAUUUUUCUUUU